AUGCCAACAAAAAUUCAGCAUAACUCUUGUCCCGAAUGUUAUCAGGGUCUAAAAAAUAAUAGUCAUUAUUGCCAACAUUGUCAAGCGCGUCAUUUUGUGGAGAAUGCAGAUAACUGGACAACUGGUGAUAAGACUAUCGAUGCAUUUAUUCUUCAGACGCAAAAAGAUGCCAAAGAAUGUACCGAGUAUCUAGAGUAUAUAGAUUUUGAUGGAAUGAUUGGUAUAGCGAAGUAUGAUAUAUCUGAGUUAGGUGAAGUGUUUAUCGGAAAUUGGAAGAGAGGUCCCGCUGAUGUAUGGGAUGAAGAUGCAGAAAAAUUCGUAUGUAAAAGAGAAUUAAUAAGGGUAGCAUUGAUUUCACUGACGACAGAUCCACACGAGUUUCUUAAAGAGUUACAAGUUCAUUAUCGUGCAAGAAAGAAUAAUGGUAUGAUGAUGAGACUGUUUGGAGUAACGCGUGAACAAAUUACUGGGAGAUUUAUGAUGGUGGCAGAAACAAACGAAUGGGAUUUACGGCAUUACGUAUCGCAUCACUUUGUACGUUUAACUUGGAAUCAAAAACUUGCCAUCCUUCAUACACUUGCAUCAGGAUUAAUCAACCACCAUCAACAAAACAACACGGAUAGCAGCGACUACAAUAUCAGCAAUAACGAAUUCGGAAAUAAUAAUGUUAUAAAAUCACAUUUAGAAUUACGUGUGAACGAACUUGGUCUCGGUGAUUGUAAAGACUUGAUGCCGAUAAUUGGUUAUUAUAGAAACGACUUACUUCCAUUGUUUGCCCCAGAAAUUUUAUUAUACGGAGCAACUCACACAAAGGAAUCAGAAGUGUACACAUUUGGUAUGCUUAUGUGGGAGUUUGUAGUAAAUCGUCCGCCGUUCUACGACAUACCGCGUGAUUCGGAGUUUGUUAAACAACUCUCAACAGGAUUGUUGAAUCCAAAAAUACCAUCUUGCGCACCAAUCUGUUACACCAAACUAAUGCAACAAUGUUGGGAACGGGAUCCUAGACUGCGUCCCACAAUGCAAAAUAUUGCACAAACACUGAGUAAAUGGCGGUUCCAGAAUUUCGAAAAAGAAGAGUUUGAAAAAGCAGAAAGACACCGAAUUCGUGAGCUGCAAGCACGCGGUCAAAAUCCCUUUGGUGCAAUGUUGAAUCCUACAAAAACACAUCCGCAGGCAAUAUAUGCAUGCAGGCAUAUAAAAUUACCAAGUUUUUCAUCUACCGCAUCAAUAAAUCGCCAUCGACCGCUAUUCGAUAGUACGCCCGAUUCGGGCCGAAAACCGGCCGAGGUUACGGUAAAAGACGAGAGUUUCUUUGUUUCAAAGUCCAUUCUGCAAUUUCGUGAAAAAUUUCCUGAAGUUGAACUGGAACCCGAAGACGAAGAUUUAAACAGACAAUACAAUGAUCUAUCAUUGGAAUUUCCUCCUCAAAUUUCUGUAAACUAA
This is a messenger RNA of Ambispora leptoticha, 1443 nucleotides long. The record is from the annotation of a GenBank genome assembly. Lineage: Eukaryota; Fungi; Glomeromycota; Glomeromycetes; Archaeosporales; Ambisporaceae.